AGGAGCGGCGAGCUAGCGGACGCAAAGACUGGGCAUGCUCGGCGGCGGCGCAGGUUUUGGUCACAAGUAGGAAGAAGCCAGUGCAUCAGACCGGCAAAGAGAAGCGGGAGCCAGCGCGGCCGUGGGGUCCACCGCCGCCGCAUCGGAGCGGGAGGAGGAGCAGCGGGGAGCCGGCCAGGGCGAGGCCGCCGGGCCGAGAGCCGUCCCGCCUGCUCUCGGUCUUCUGCCUUGGCGUCCGCGCGGUGCGUCGGACCCAGGGUCUGUCACCUGGGCGCCAGGGGCCGCCGCCGGGGAGCCGGAGCGGGCAGGACCCUCCCUCCGCCGACUGCGGCCCGAGAGCGCCCCCGCGGGGUGGAGCGGCAGCCGCCUUUUGCGGGCGGCUGAGUGUCCGUCUCGCGCCCGGAGCGGGCGACCGCCGUCAGCCCCGAGGAGGAGUAGGAGGGGGCGGCCAUGGGGCUGCUGUCCCAGGGCUCGCCGCUGAGCUGGGAGGAAACCAAGCGCCAUGCCGACCACGUGCGGCGGCACGGGAUCCUCCAGUUCCUGCACAUCUACCACGCUGUCAAGGACCGGCACAAGGACGUUCUCAAGUGGGGCGAUGAGGUGGAAUACAUGUUGGUAUCUUUUGAUCAUGAAAAUAAAAAAGUCCGGUUGGUCCUGUCUGGGGAGAAAGUUCUUGAAACUCUGCAAGAGAAGGGGGAAAGGACAAACCCAAACCAUCCUACCCUUUGGAGACCAGAGUAUGGGAGUUACAUGAUUGAAGGGACACCGGGACAGCCCUACGGAGGAACAAUGUCCGAGUUCAACACAGUUGAGGCCAACAUGCGAAAACGCCGGAAGGAGGCUACUUCUAUAUUAGAAGAAAAUCAGGCUCUUUGCACAAUAACUUCAUUUCCCAGAUUAGGCUGUCCUGGGUUCACACUGCCCGAGGUCAAACCCAACCCAGUGGAAGGAGGAGCUUCCAAGUCCCUCUUCUUUCCAGAUGAAGCAAUAAACAAGCACCCUCGCUUCAGUACCUUAACAAGAAAUAUCCGACAUAGGAGAGGAGAAAAGGUUGUCAUCAAUGUACCAAUAUUUAAGGACAAGAAUACACCAUCUCCAUUUAUAGAAACAUUUCCUGAGGAUGAUGAAGCUUCAAGGGCUUCUAAGCCGGAUCAUAUUUACAUGGAUGCCAUGGGAUUUGGAAUGGGCAAUUGCUGUCUCCAGGUGACAUUCCAAGCCUGCAGUAUAUCUGAGGCCAGAUACCUUUAUGAUCAGUUGGCUACUAUCUGUCCAAUUGUUAUGGCUUUGAGUGCUGCAUCUCCCUUUUACCGAGGCUAUGUGUCAGACAUUGAUUGUCGCUGGGGAGUGAUUUCUGCAUCUGUAGAUGAUAGAACUCGGGAGGAGCGAGGACUGGAGCCAUUGAAGAACAAUAACUAUAGGAUCAGUAAAUCCCGGUAUGACUCAAUAGACAGCUAUUUAUCUAAGUGUGGUGAGAAAUAUAAUGACAUCGACUUGACAAUAGAUAAAGAGAUCUACGAACAGCUGUUGCAGGAAGGCAUUGAUCAUCUCCUGGCCCAGCAUGUUGCUCAUCUCUUUAUUAGAGACCCACUGACACUGUUUGAAGAGAAAAUACACCUGGAUGAUGCUAAUGAGUCUGACCAUUUUGAGAAUAUUCAGUCCACAAAUUGGCAGACAAUGAGAUUUAAGCCCCCUCCUCCAAACUCAGACAUUGGAUGGAGAGUAGAAUUUCGACCCAUGGAGGUGCAAUUAACAGACUUUGAGAACUCUGCCUAUGUGGUGUUUGUGGUACUGCUCACCAGAGUGAUCCUUUCCUACAAAUUGGAUUUUCUCAUUCCACUGUCAAAGGUUGAUGAGAACAUGAAGGUAGCACAGAAAAGAGAUGCUGUCUUGCAGGGAAUGUUUUAUUUCAGGAAAGAUAUUUGCAAAGGUGGCAACGCAGUGGUGGAUGGUUGUGGCAAGGCCCAGAACAGCAUGGAGCUCGCUGCAGAGGAGUACACCCUCAUGAGCAUAGACACCAUCAUUAAUGGGAAGGAAGGUGUGUUUCCUGGACUGAUCCCAAUUCUGAACUCUUACCUUGAAAACAUGGAAGUGGAUGUGGACACCAGAUGUAGUAUUCUAAAUUACCUAAAGCUAAUUAAGAAGAGAGCAUCUGGAGAACUAAUGACAGUUGCCAGAUGGAUGAGGGAGUUUAUCGCAAACCAUCCUGACUACAAGCAAGACAGUGUCAUAACUGAUAAAAUGAAUUAUAGCCUUAUUUUGAAGUGUAACCAAAUUGCAAAUGAAUUAUGUGAAUGCCCAGAGUUACUUGGAUCAGCAUUUAGGAAAGUAAAAUAUAGUGGAAAUAAAACUGACUCAUCCAACUAGAUGUUCUACAGGAAAGAAAAAUGCGUUACUAUUUUAUUGACGAACUGGCUACAGUACCAUGCCUCUCAGCCCAUGUGUAUGAUAUGAAGACUAAUGUUAGAACUGUACUGUUUUCUGGGCCAGUGAGCCGGAAAUUGAUUAAGGCUUUCUUUGGUAGGUAAAUCUAGAGUUUAUACAGUGUACAUGUACAUAGUAAAGUAUUUUUGAUUAACAAUGUAUUUUAAUAACAUAUCUAAAGUCAUCGUGAACUGGCUUGUACAUUUUUAAAUUCUUACUCUGGAGCAACCUACUGUCUAAGCAGUUUUGUAAAUGUAAUGUACUGGUAAUUGUACAAUACUUGCAUUCCAGAGUUAAAAUGUUUACUGUAAAUUUUUGUUCUUUUAAAGACUACCUGGGACCUGAUUUGUUGAAAUUUUUCUCUUUAAAAACACUUUCUCUCAUUAAUUUUCCUUUGUCAUUUCCUUUGUUGUGUACAUUAAAUCACUUGAAUCCAUUGAAAGUGUUUCAAGGGUAAUCUUGGGUUUCUAGCACCUUAUCUAUGAUGUUUCUUUUGCAAUUGGAAUAAUCACUUGGUCACCUUGCCCCAAGCUUUCCCCUCUGAAUAAAUACCCAUUGAACUCUGA
Pongo pygmaeus (Bornean orangutan) is the source of this 2987-nucleotide messenger RNA. RefSeq names its product glutamate-cysteine ligase catalytic subunit (gene GCLC). The record is from RefSeq and is a predicted model, not a curated record. Lineage: Eukaryota; Metazoa; Chordata; Mammalia; Primates; Hominidae. Gene Ontology annotation, biological process: glutathione biosynthetic process. The coding region runs from base 451 to 2364 and encodes 637 amino acids. The transcript is spliced from 16 exons. Gene Ontology annotation, cellular component: glutamate-cysteine ligase complex. Gene Ontology annotation, molecular function: glutamate-cysteine ligase activity.